Molecule: messenger RNA, 2335 nt
Organism: Arvicanthis niloticus (Nile rat)
Lineage: Eukaryota; Metazoa; Chordata; Mammalia; Rodentia; Muridae
Gene: Fosl2
Product: FOS like 2, AP-1 transcription factor subunit
Biological process (GO): regulation of transcription by RNA polymerase II
Cellular component (GO): nucleus
Molecular function (GO): RNA polymerase II cis-regulatory region sequence-specific DNA binding; DNA-binding transcription factor activity, RNA polymerase II-specific
Source: RefSeq, a predicted model, not a curated record
GUUGAACUCGUGCCAUUGUAGUGACUCAUCUCGGGCAGAGCGCAGGGGCUCGGAGCGAGACAGCGAGCGGCGCUCGGCAGGGACAGAGAGAGAGAGAGAGAGAGCGCAAGAAAGAGGGGGAGAGAGAGGGGAGGGCGAAGCGAGGCGAGACGCGCGACGCUGGCUUGUCCCGGAGCCCGCACGGGGUGCAGGUCACUGCGACGCGGAGCCACGUCCCUCUCAGCACCGCUCAGCCUGGAACCCCACGGGCGCUGUCCCACCGGCGCGAUCCGGGCCGCUGAACCGGCGCUCACCGCCUUGUCCUAAGUCAAGUGUCCAAGUCGCCGGGAAACUCAGGCGGCGAGUUGGCCACAGGAAGUUUAUUCUCGGGCUCCUUCUCUAAAAGGAGGAAACAGAAGUUUCUCCCAACCGGCGGCUUUUCUUUUUCGCCCUUUUGGCGCCCUGGGAGACCGGGGAGGGAGUCCUCCAGAGCUGCCAAGCGACAUUCGCGGGGCUCCUAGUCUUUUCGCGUUGCCCAUUUUUCUCCAGCCCGUGUGUCCCGGCAGAGCUCCGGCUGCGCGCGGGGGCGGAAGGGCGCGCGCAGGGGAGGGACUGAGGGACGCGCCGACUUUUUAGAGGGAGGGACCCUGUGGACAACCGGUUCCGCGGAGCUUGCGGAGCAGAAACGAAGUGCGGUGCGCGGCGAUCGGGGGGUCAUUUCCCGAGUGUCGCUGCCUCCUGUCGCCUGGGUUGGGGGACAGCCCGGGAGCGAAAAGCCCAGCCGGCCGCCGGGCCGGUGGACCAGCGAGCGCGCAGCAGACUGUGCGCGGCCGCGGCGAGGGCGGGGAAGAAAACCACCCUGUUUCCUCUCCGGCCCCCACCGCGGAUCAUGUACCAGGAUUAUCCCGGGAACUUUGACACCUCGUCCCGGGGCAGCAGUGGCUCUCCUGCGCACGCCGAGUCCUACUCCAGCGGUGGCGGCGGCCAGCAGAAGUUCCGGGUAGAUAUGCCUGGCUCGGGCAGUGCCUUCAUCCCUACAAUCAACGCCAUCACCACCAGCCAGGACCUGCAGUGGAUGGUACAGCCUACAGUGAUCACCUCCAUGUCCAAUCCUUAUCCACGCUCACAUCCCUACAGUCCCCUGCCAGGCCUGGCUUCAGUCCCUGGGCACAUGGCUCUCCCCAGACCUGGAGUGAUCAAGACCAUUGGUACCACCGUGGGCCGCAGAAGGAGAGAUGAGCAGCUGUCUCCCGAAGAGGAGGAAAAGCGUCGGAUCCGGAGGGAGAGAAACAAGCUGGCUGCAGCCAAGUGUCGGAACCGUCGCCGUGAGCUGACUGAGAAGCUGCAGGCGGAGACAGAAGAGCUGGAGGAGGAGAAGUCUGGUCUGCAGAAAGAAAUCGCUGAGCUGCAGAAGGAGAAGGAGAAGCUGGAGUUCAUGCUGGUGGCCCAUGGUCCUGUGUGCAAAAUCAGCCCCGAGGAGCGCCGAUCGCCCCCCACCUCCGGGCUGCAGUCCUUACGCGGUACGGGCAGUACAGUUGGCCCCGUAGUGGUGAAGCAGGAGCCUCCGGAAGAGGACAGCCCCUCUUCCUCAGCAGGGAUGGACAAGAGCCAGCGCUCUGUCAUCAAACCCAUCAGCAUCGCCGGGGGUGGUUUCUACGGGGAAGAGCCUCUGCACACCCCCAUCGUGGUGACCUCCACGCCUGCCAUCACUCCGGGCACUUCAAACCUUGUCUUCACCUACCCCAGUGUCCUGGAGCAGGAGUCUCCUGCGUCGCCCUCAGAAUCCUGCUCCAAGGCCCACCGCAGAAGCAGCAGCAGUGGGGACCAGUCGUCAGACUCCUUGAACUCCCCCACCCUGCUGGCCCUGUAACCCUGCGCUCCUCUGGCCAGCUCUCCAUCAUUGCCACACUCUUCCCAAGGACCAGCACCUUUAAGCACUCCGGGGCCAUGAGGGCAAAUGUGGCUCCCUGACUCUGGGGAACCUACCCGAUAGGACUUAGUGGUGAGACAUUGGUUGAUCUCUUAGAAGCCCUGGGAUCCCCCCUUUACCCCCUCCCCUCAUCUUGCAAGCGUACCCUCUUGAGAAGCCGCAGAGAACUUGGUUUGUGAACUCAGACGUGUCUCCCGCUUCUGAAGCCCCGCCCCCCGGAGCUGGCCCGGAUGGUUCCAAUCCUUCCCUUUGUUAUUCGUUGUCUCUGGAGUGACAGUGUCCUUUCCUGCCCUACCAAGCAUGCUCAGUGCCUUUUGGUUUCCCCUCCUUCCCCUGGUAUCAGUUUGGCUCCCUCUGGGUUUUUAUGAGAUUUGCCAUGACAUUUCAUCUGGGUGGUCCAGAUAUUAAAGCGCUUUUGUUUCUGGA